Molecule: messenger RNA, 1437 nt
Organism: Colletotrichum navitas
Lineage: Eukaryota; Fungi; Ascomycota; Sordariomycetes; Glomerellales; Glomerellaceae
Product: daunorubicin C-13 ketoreductase
Exons: 5
Coding region: 127-1131 (334 amino acids)
Source: RefSeq, a predicted model, not a curated record
AUCGCCCCGGAACGGAUGGUUCAAGUACCGUACCUCAUGUGUUGAUUCAACAAAUCAGCCUGCAUUUGGCAGUCUUCGAAAAUCCACCCUAGCGAGUCAUCGUUUCGCCGCGUACCAAAGCUCAAGAUGCCUAACAGCUGGGGUCAACCCCUGGCUAACAUGCCUCCGCUCCAAGGCAAGGUGGCCGUCGUGACUGGAAGCAACGCCGGCAUCGGACUGUCGACUGUGAAGUUUCUGGCUCUUCGAGGGCUACCAACAAAAGACAAGGCUGAUGCAACGCGUGCUCGUCUCACAUCAGAGUAUCCCGAGAUUGACCAAGACCAACUGAGGUGGUUGUCUCUUGAUUUGGCCGACUUGAAAACCGUCGACGCGGCAGUCACAGAAUUGAAGUCGAAAGAAAAGAAGGUGGAUAUUCUGAUCAACAAUGCCGGUGCAGUCUCAUCAACUACAGACACACUAGGCCCCGGCUGGGAAUAUCACAUGACAGUCAACCAUAUUGGCCACUUUGUUUUUACAAAUGGCAUAUUGCCACUGCUCAAAGAGGCAACGAGGCAAAAGGGGGCCGAUGUGCGGAUAAUCACCCUCUCUUCCAGCGUUAACUACACCUUCCUGCCUUCGAACUACCGUUUCACAUUCGAUUCUCCGUCGUUUCUGAAAAGCCCUCUUUCAUAUUAUCCCUGGCAAUGGCGGUACAUCCUCCGCCAUUUUCUCUUCGUCGACAUGAUUCGGUACGCCGUGUCCAAGGUUGCCAACAUCCUGUUUGCCCAGGAGCUUCAGCGACUGAUGGACGAGCAAGGCCUCCCGAUCUUGUCCAUUUCAGUUCAUCCCGGUGGCGUGGCCAGCGAGGGAAACAAGGACAUCGGAAAUUCGCUCUUUUCGCUUGUCAGAUCAACUUUCUUUUUGUCCACGGAUCAAGGUGCCGCGACAUCUCUAUUCGCGGCCACAGCGCGCGAAGUGCGCGAGAACCCCGAAAAGUUCAAGGGGAAAUAUCUAGAACCCUUUGGCGAGGUUGUGACGCCGAAUCCGGUUUUUGAAGAUAUGGAGCAGGUCAGAGGGAUGUGGGAUAAUACUACUACUGAAGUCAACAAGUAUCUUACCGAGAUUGGGCUCGCACCGCUUAAGAAGUGGUAAUCAAAUGGCACUAUCUAAGGACUGUAAGUCCGAUGUCGUAAUAUUGAAACUUGUUCUUUCAGUUGAUAUUCCAUUGCGAGUGGUAUUUUUCAAAACAGCUUGACAUUUAUUCUUCGAUUAGACAACAAAGCUCUAGGCACUUCCGAAAAAGUACACCCGGGAGGUUUUUGGCAUGCUAGUGACUGAUGACGAACGAAGGGAGUAGUCACUUAUAGACAGAUGCAUUUCCAAUACUUCUUGAAAUGCUAGAUCCUAAUUAUUCUCGAUGAUAUGUAUAGCAAAAUCAUUUCCGCGUAGUUACUGGUC